Molecule: messenger RNA, 594 nt
Organism: Bacidia gigantensis
Lineage: Eukaryota; Fungi; Ascomycota; Lecanoromycetes; Lecanorales; Ramalinaceae
Exons: 2
Coding region: 1-594 (197 amino acids)
Source: RefSeq, a predicted model, not a curated record
AUGAAUGACAUUCCUACAUUCAAUGCUUUUGCUAUCUCUGGUAAUUGGUCGGGAUCUAAUGACAUGUCUCUGCCAGAAACCACGCAAGGGCUCGAUUACAUGCUCAAGACAUAUAUCACAUCCGAAGCGAUGAAAGCAAACUCGUGGUUAGGUAUUCCAGGAAAAAUAGUCAAUGAAUCAGCGUGGGCAGCCGGAAAAUGGGAUGGGCAGUGGCCAGGAGGGGCUGCUGGAUGGGGAAAACCCGAUGGAUCGCUGAAUAGUGGCACUUUUCGGAGUACAGUGACGGGUCGACUCUACGUUCUGUACUAUAAGCAAGGUGACAGUCCUGGUCACGGGGUCACUCCAACGACUGCGGUGCAAAGAAUCAAUGCUUAUGGCUGGGCCAACCUAGAAACCCUGUUUGACGGAUCCUACAACUGUACAGCUUCUGGGAAGGCGGGAGGUAGCGACAUCAUUCAGGUCAAUACUGAUGUAACACCGGACUCAUCGCACGUCGACAUCGAUAUGCUUGAAAAGGUUUUCCCGAGUGCUCAUUUAGAGACUGUUCGAACGGCUAGAGCACGCAGUCUGGUGCACAAGACGGGUCAUGCGUGA